Debaryomyces hansenii CBS767 is the source of this 1116-nucleotide messenger RNA. RefSeq names its product NAD(P)-dependent alcohol dehydrogenase. The transcript has a single exon. Bases 1 to 1116 code for a protein of 371 amino acids. Gene Ontology annotation, molecular function: zinc ion binding; L-iditol 2-dehydrogenase (NAD+) activity. The record is from RefSeq and is a predicted model, not a curated record. NCBI's taxonomy places the organism in Eukaryota, Fungi, Ascomycota, Pichiomycetes, Serinales, Debaryomycetaceae. Gene Ontology annotation, biological process: D-sorbitol catabolic process.
AUGGCUCCGAUUUUGCAUAGCUCAGAAUGUGAGACACUGCCUGUCUCAAACCCAUGUUUGAUUGUUACGCCAGAUCAUAAACUUAUAGCAGGUAAUGCUCCAAUUCCACAAUGUCAACCUAAUCAAGUUAAAAUACAUAUUAAGUGUACGGGUAUUUGUGGAUCUGAUAUUCAUCUUUGGAAAGAGGGAGGUAUCGGUGAUUUAGUGGUUACUGAAAAUUUAGUGUUGGGUCAUGAAACAGCCGGACAGGUUAUUGAGGUUGGUAGAGAAGUCACCAAUGAUAUUAAAGUUGGCGAUAGAGUUGCAAUAGAACCACAAGCUCCAUGUAUGAAAUGCUACUUAUGUUUAGAUGGUCAUUAUAAUUUGUGUGAAGAUGUAGCCUUCUUAGGAGUUCCUCCUACCAAUGGUUCCAUGCAAAGGUAUUUAUGUACUGAUCCAAACUUUGUUCAUAAAUUGCCAGACAAUAUGUCUUACGAACAAGGUGCCUUGUCGGAAAUUGUUUCCGUUGCUUUCCAUGGUAUUAGAAAGGCUGGAGGAUUAAAUCCAGGAGAACCUUGUAUGAUUGCUGGAUGUGGACCAAUUGGAUUAGCUACCUUAUUACUCGCUGAUGUUUCGGGGGCGUAUCCCAUAGUUGUAUCUGAUAUAUCUGACGAAAGAUUGGAAUUUGCCAAGACAUUAGUCCCUUCUGUUAUGACAUACAAAAACGAUACAUCUAUAUCCCCUAAAAAGAAUGCUAAAAAUAUCCGGAAAAUGUUUGGAACUACUGAAUAUGUCAUGCCUCCUGUUGUUUUAGAGUGCACUGGUUUUGCUUCUUCCAUUAAUUCGUGUUGCUAUGUAGUCAGAAGAAAUGGAGUUUUGACAAUUUUGGGUGUUUCGGGGAAAAAUGAAUUGGAUGGAUUUCCCUUUAUGCCAUUAUCUCUAGGCGAGGUUGAUGUUAGGUUCAUUAAUAGAUAUACUGAUACCUGGCCUGCCGUGAUUAAUUUGAUAAGUUCGGGCAAAAUUAAUGUUGACAAGUUUGUCACUCAUGUAUUUCAAUUAGAAGAAGCCGCUAAAGCAUUAGAAUGUGUUGUUGAUCGAAAUGUGCCAACUAUUAAAGUUAUGAUUAAGGACGAUUGA